GAAAAACUACGAAUGAACCCCGACCAUCUGUGCGAUAAAUUGUUAAUUGCCAGCAACCCACUUGGCAUUUGUUUGAUAACAGCAAUCAUAGAAGGAUUCAUUCCAGCUAUCCUGCUCCAGCCUCGUACUAUCGGUGAACGUCAAACAAAGUGGUAGCCAACGUUGUCCUUUGCUUUGUCCAAUCGCUUUUCACCGUUGUUGCAGUCUAAACACUUGAAGCUUAUCCGUGGAGUAUCAUCGCAAACAAGCACGCAUGAGGUUUGAGACAGUGGAGGUGGGGUUUAAAACAAGAAAUUUUCCGACUUGCAAUUACGACUAAGCGAGCGAUUUCCGAGAAUUGGUUUUCGUUUUGUUUGCUAAAUGAGAUCCCAAUCAUUCCCAAUGUGUGCUGCUAUGCAGGUGGACCGUAGUGUAAAAGCUGCAUAGCGUGAAGUGGAAAGUGUCGUAUCGAAGUAAGUAAGUCGUAACAAAAAAGAACAAGAGGCCGUAUUUGUUGGGGUGAAAAUUUCUAUUCUGUGAAAGUUUUCUGUGUCAGUGUGUUACGUACUUGAGCCUGGAUCCGUGUCGGUAGUUUUCCUUGUUCCUGAUGGCCUAGGACUUUGGCGGUCCGCCGUACCACCGUGAAAAACGACCAAACAUUCUAACAUAAUGAUGCAAAAAUGUCAAUUAUAAUAGCAAUUGUACUGAUGGGAUUCAUCGAAGCAGCUCGUUCGCAGUAUCUGACCAACACCGUGCACAAGACCCCGGCCGCAUCCGAGAAGAUAAACAACUUAUUUUGCUACUCCUGCAAUGCCACCGAGGACGGCGAGACGUGCAUCGACCUGACCGGAAAUAAUGCUUCCUUCGUCAAGAAGUGCUUUUCGGACGAGUUCAUCUGCAUGGUCAAGCAGUUUUCCUACACGGUGCACACCAGUAACUCAAAUGUUUCGGAACCGAAACUCUGGUCUCUGGAGCGGAAAUGCAUCAGCUCGUGCGAACCGGGUUGCAUCAUAAUCGGUGAACGUACGAAGCUGUACGCCUGCACAAGCUGCUGCUCCGGAUCUCUGUGCAACUCGGGAAAGGCCCAUUCGACUCGGGCUUUCAAUCAAGCGGUCUGCGGGGGCUGGACACUGGUCGCCGUGGCAUUGAUAGCACGAAUUUUCCAACAGCUUUUGCUUCUGCCUCGAUAAAGCUAACAGUCAGAUUGUACAGGAAAAAGCACACGCCAAAUCAAUUCUUACCAAAAGGAAGUAACUGGUUGCCAAACUGACGUUCAUAACAAAUGAAUUGAAUUUACCUACAUAUUAUGGAGAUAAUAAUCGAUAAAUCCAAACAUGAACGACUCACUUAUAAUGAAGAAACGAAUUUCUUGCACCUCUAAUCUUUGAAGAAAAUAUACGAAUAAAUAGAUUAGCAAAGAACAAGCUUUCGCUUAAUUUUAAACGCUUUUACUUCAAAGGUUCUUAAUCAAAUACUAAAUCCUAAUCUCCUUUAAAUAAUAAAAUGAAUCUAAUUAAUAUUUUUCCAGUUCCAACUUAUUCAAAAUCCAAUAAUUCUUCCAUUUUAACCGUUUUAAAUUAUUACUUUGAUGAAAUACAUCCGGUUCCAUCAGCAUGUUUUAAAUUUGUAUUUGAUAAAAAGAUCAUUUUAAAGUUUGAGUGAUAAAAUUAUUAUCGAACAAGAAUAUAAGAAAUAUUGAUUACAAAUGAUUCCAAAAGGGCCAAAUAGAUUAGUAGGAUAAGUGAAGGUUUAUCGCAAAUGGGGAAUUUUAACUUGAAAGAGAAGGUCGGUCUGUUUUCAAAAAUACUUACAUCCGUCAAAUACAAAUCAGCAGAAGCAGGGUAAUUAUAGUUUUGUUUCACUUUUCAGUUACAAUUUAAUACAGUAAAUUGAGAUGAAGCCUAAGAGCACAGGAAUAUGGCGCAUCGGAAGCCAAAUUGUGUAUAAUUUCAGGGUAUUAAGCUUACUUGAAAAUAUGAAUAUCACCGAUUGAUUUUUAUGUAGUCUACUUAAGGCAAUAAAGUUUAAUUGUGAAAUAA
Molecule: messenger RNA, 2018 nt
Organism: Armigeres subalbatus
Lineage: Eukaryota; Metazoa; Arthropoda; Insecta; Diptera; Culicidae
Exons: 3
Coding region: 660-1169 (169 amino acids)
Source: RefSeq, a predicted model, not a curated record